AUACAUUUACCUUGCGUCGCUCUCCGUCCCCGAGAAUACGAAUCCGCGGGAUGCAAACCACCUUCUCGCCAUGUCAGUUCCUUCAGAGAGCGUCCAUUGCCAUUCGACCAUGCGAAGAUCCCACAAAAAGUCCAGAAAUGGGUGCAAAGACUGUAAACGAAGGAAAGUCAAGUGCGAUGAAGUAUAUCCCUCGUGCUUUCAUUGCUCGCGUCAGAAUAUUCGCUGCAGUUUGAGUGACAGGGAGCAAGAGAGUCGCAAUGUUACGUCAGUCUCGGCUGGUUCAAGACGCUCGGCGACACCAAGCCUCCCAGCUACGCGUCCAGCUGAUUCUAUUCCUCUGUACGACGAGCAUAUCCAAAUUGAAAUCCCUGCAUCACCGUUCAGUUCUAGUAACAUGCGAGAGCUAGAACUCAUGCACCACUACUCUAUCAACACGAGCAAUUCAUUAGCGUUGCGAGAAGACCUGCGAUACGUCUGGCGCGUUGUCGUCCCCCAAGAAGGAUACGACAACCCUUUUGUUUUACACGGGAUAUUGGCAGUGGCGGCAGUACACAAGGCCCAACUCGUUCCUAGUUCGCGACAGACUUAUUUGAACCUCGGGACAUACUACCAAUCGGUUGGGCUUGAGGCCUUCAGGACUGUUAUGCAAAACGUGGACAAAGACAGUUGGAAGCCGUUUUUCUUUUUUGCAAGCUCGGUGAUUCUUUACGCCUGUCUGCUUCCCGCACGAUCCGAAAGUCGAAAGAUUGAAAGGCCUAUUGCUUCAAUCAUGGAGCUUUUUGCUUUUAUCCGUGGGAUUCAGGCGAUUGGGCCAUAUUUGGGUGGCAUUUCCCGCGGCAACCUUGCGCCCCUAAAUCUCCAAGACUGGGUGGUCUCAAUGGAUGAAUCAUUUGAUGUUAAUCCUUCCCUCGCCCAUUCAUGUCUCCCAGCCAGCGUAUUCGACGCGUUAUGUCGUCUCAAGGACUUUAUUAGGAGUCAUGCAACCCCCGAGGACCGUGACGACUACCUGACGGCCGUCGAGGAGCUUCAGAAGGUUGCAAGGUUGUUGGCACAUGCGGGUGUGCAUCCCGAAUGCGGCAUGGUCUUGUUCUGGCCCUACGUUAUAUCAGACAAGGUUAUUGCACAGAUAAAGGCGUUCGACCGCGUCGCACUGCUCUUGAUGUCAUAUUAUUCUGUAUUUCUCUCUAUCAUGGGUAGCCACUUUUGGUUCUUACAAGGCUGGGGUCCGCAACUCCUUACUGAGAUUGAGCAUCACCUGAUCGACGACCGGGACUUGAUGGAGUUACUGAGACUUGAUCAGAUUCGAGAUCGGUUAAGCCCAGAAGAGAUCAGCAUGCUUGAAGCAGCGCUGAUUCAAAUGGGUGGCAACUCCCAAGAUCAACUCGUCUUCUGGAUGCCUUGCGAUGGCGGUCUCUCGGGUCCCAUCGGCCAACAGGCCUCAACGACAUUGCCCAUCAUACUCGCCCAGGAAGCGGGAACAGCGAACUCCAUCGUCGUAUUUUUGAUGAUGAUGUUUCGACUGAUCGUCUCGCAUGUCGCUUCGAUGCCGCAACAACCCAGAUCCAACACCCCGGCGGUCUCGUCACUAUAA
Ilyonectria robusta is the source of this 1591-nucleotide messenger RNA. RefSeq lists its product as uncharacterized. The record is from RefSeq and is a predicted model, not a curated record. The transcript has 4 exons. The coding region runs from base 71 to 1591 and encodes 506 amino acids. NCBI's taxonomy places the organism in Eukaryota, Fungi, Ascomycota, Sordariomycetes, Hypocreales, Nectriaceae. Gene Ontology annotation, molecular function: DNA-binding transcription activator activity, RNA polymerase II-specific; zinc ion binding. Gene Ontology annotation, biological process: regulation of transcription by RNA polymerase II.